Molecule: messenger RNA, 1888 nt
Organism: Perognathus longimembris pacificus (Pacific pocket mouse)
Lineage: Eukaryota; Metazoa; Chordata; Mammalia; Rodentia; Heteromyidae
Gene: Ccdc17
Product: coiled-coil domain containing 17
Exons: 13
Source: RefSeq, a predicted model, not a curated record
UUGCUGCCUGGGAGAUAGGGCUCCUCCCCAAACAUAAGCUUCAAGACCUUGUAGUCGCCACAGGCCUGUUCCUUUCCCUCUGCCUCUGGCUUUUUCAUCCUCUGCCUGCCAUUCUGCAGGAUUCUCUUGCAGACAGCAACCAGGUCCCAUCACUAUGCCCUCCUCCGGGCAGCCAGGGCUCCUGCCCUGUGGGUCCUGUGGCAUGGCUUUUCGCUCUGGGGCCUUGCUGGCCACUCACACCCGGCGCUUGUGCAUUGGUUGCUUCACUUCUCCCUGACCUCAGGUUGUGUCUCAAGAACCUGGAAGCAACUCACGUCAAGGGACCAGCGAGUCUGCUCUAAGGAGUUUAACAGAACAGGUGCAUUCCUUGAGGCAGGCGCUGCAGGAGCUGCGGCCCCGGGCUCCACAAGCCGCCCCCGAGGCGGCCAGCAGCCUGGGCGAGCGGCUGCGUGCGCUGCAGGGGACUCACGCCCAGCGCAUGGUGGACAUGGAAGCACAGGCCCGGGUCCUGCAGCGCUGUGGGGAUGAACUGAAACAGCGGCUUCAAGCUGUAGCCCUGGCCCGGGACAGAACAUGGCACCUGUUCGGCCUGGAGCAGGAGCUUCGAGAACUUAGGGCCGAGGCCUGGAGGACACAGGGGGUGCUACAGGCCCUGGGGGCGCGUGUUGAGGAGCUACAGCCCAAGAUGGGGACGGGGCUGCGGGCCUGGCCAGAUGUUGAACUCUGUUUCCCGCGGCUGCCAGCCAACCCAGGAACCUUGGCCGCCGAAAUCGGGGCCUUCCGUGAAGCCUACAUGCAAGGUGGAGGUCGGGACCCUAGUGUUCUGGCCAAGAUACAUCAGUUGCAAAUGGAGGCCUCGGCACUGGCGCUGCGGCGGUCGCAGAACCACAAGGAAAAAUCAAGUGCCACUUCCAGGGAUCUUCUAGUAAUGGAAGCUGAAAACCAGCGCCUGGAGGCAGAAAUUCUGGCCUUGCAGAUGCAGAGGGCUCCUGGUCGCACAUACUGGGAUUGGGGACAGCCAAGAGUUGUAGCAGAUCUCAGUCCACUCCUGAGGGGGAGGGGAGAUCCCCCAAUCCUCCCUCCACCUGCGGCACCCCCGCUGCCACCAUUUCCAGGUCAUUCUUCCCCACACCAGCUGCUUCCUGGAACCGUGACCAAGCACCGGUGGCUGGAUCCAAACUCCCUGUUGCCUGCACCUGAUGUUCUGGGCCCUGCACCCUAUGACCCUGGGGCUGGCCUUGUCAUUUUCUAUGACUUCCUGCGGGGCCUUGAGGCUUCUUGGAUUUGGGUACAGCUAGUGACUGGCUUGGCCAGAGAUGGACAGGAUACAGGAGGAACCACCGCGCUGCCCCCAGCUGUCUGCUUGCCUCCUCCCCCAGCUCCUGGACCUAUGGGCAAUUGUGCCAUCCUUGCCAGCAGGCAACCUGUACCCAGGUUACCCCCAUCACCAUCUGUAUCUUUAGUCUGUAAACUCCAGGCCUGUCAGGGAGUGGAAUGGGCCAGGGCACAACCAAAAGCUUGGACCUCACUAGCACUAUUUGACCAGAACCGGCGAGUGCUAAGUGGCCGCUGGCGCCUCCCACUUCGAACCCUUCCCUUGGACUCCAGUCUCAGCCUUGGGCAGCUCAAUGGAAUUCCCCAGGCCGGUCAGGCUGAGCUCUUUCUACGGCUGGUGAAUGCAAGAGAUGCAGACGUCCAGGCAUUGGCAGAGAUCAACCCAGUAAAUGCCCAGGAGUACCACUACCCACCAAUGGUGCCCAGCUCAUCUCCACCGGAAGCGCAUUCCCUUGCCCCCAAUGCUGGCUUUGUGGACCCGGCACCCUCAGCAGAGCUUUGUCAGAAUCAAGGUUAAAAACAAGCCUGAGCCCCCACCACAGCUUUGACCAAC